AUGCCCACACCAUGUCUAGAGCAGUUUCUACACCAUCUUGAGAAAAGUCAUUUGUACUUGUCUAUCGAUAACACUAAACAAGCUAAAAAGGAAUGCCUCGAAUCGAUAAAGAUAUUAAACUCAAUAGCCAAAACAACUCCAUUACCCGAGAUCAAAGUUCUUUCACAAUACACAUUAAACCAUUACGAGUCAUUAGAUAAACCAAGAACAAUUUCCGAUAAACUUGAAUGGAUUUCUUCAAAAUUGACACAGGAAACUUUCUUUCCACCUGUUAUACAGUUUAACGAGAAUUUCACUUCCCACAAUGAAUUGUUUGUCGAUACCAUAUCCCCAAUCCAAGAUAAUGAUAAUAAAAUAUUCGAAAAACUACCGAAUAAAUUAGCCAAAUUCGAAUAUAUUGAAAUUCUGAAUUGGGACAAUGAUAUCACUCACUUGAAAAACUUGUAUCAGGAUAUUUUGCCCAACUGUUCGUUUGUCUCAUCUUUCCUUGCCAUAAUCGAUGCCAAUAUUCCAAUAAUUGACACAAUCACACCACAAAAAUCAUCCCAAAAGUACAAAGUUUCACUACGAUUUAAUGGGGCAUUAAGAAACGUAAUUGUUGAUAGCAAAUUCCCAAUAAUGCCGAAUCUGCGUAAUUUGAUCAUAAAAUCAUAUAGCGAUACAGAACUUUAUUGGCCAGCACUAAUAGAGAAAGCAUAUUUGACGAUAAUGGGGAAUGGUUACAAUUUCUCAGGCUCAAAUAUGGCAAAUGAUGCUUAUGUUUUGUCUGGUUGGUUGCCACAAAUUAUAAAAUUGAGUAAUGGACAAUUACCAAGCAACAUAGAUGACUUGUGGCGUUUGAGAACUCAAGGUAAAGUCACCAUGGGUAUUGGAACUGGAACAUUAAGUAAACAAUUAAGUUCACAAUUGCAUUUGGUGAGUGGCCACGAUUAUGUUAUAGAUAAUAUAAAAGAUGGUGUAAUUACAGUUAAAAAUCCUUGGCUCGACCCUAAGGAUAGAGUUGUGGAAAUCAAGAAUUUUAAUCAUUUCAAGUAUCUCUAUGUCAAUUGGAAACCAGACCAUAAACCUUACCAACACUAUUUUUUAUAUCAAGCAAAACCCAAUACGUACAACCAACCACAAUUUACAAUAAAGUGUAUGGAGGAGACGUGGAUACUCCUUGAACGGCACUUAUCCGAAACACUGCUGCUGCCGCUGCCGCAUUGGAUGGAUAUGAAUGUUUUUGAGACCGAAUAUAAGAUUAUUACCCCUCUGCAAUACAAAAAGUACUUGUCUGUGGAAACAAAUAAUCGUUUACAAUUGAUUAAAUUGAAACCAGGAGUUUUUACUAUUGUGAUUUCUUCAAAUAAACCUUGCAGAUUCACACUAAGUUCAUUUAAUGCUAUGUUCAGCAAACUGAAAUACAAGUAUGACUAUACUGAGACUGUGAAUGGAGAAUGGAACUCAGAUAUCAAUGGUGGGAACUGGGCUAUGUCCACCUACAUAAAUAACCCACAAUACGAUAUCAUUGCCAAGCAAACGACUGAAUUAAUUAUGGGUAUGCAUGGCCAAGGCCAAAUCAAUUUCCAUUUAUUCCAUAGUAGUAGUGAUAGUAUGGGAGAACGAAUACAAAAUUUUGACAAGACAAAAUUGAUCAAUUAUCAAAAUUAUAACGCUUCGUACCAAUCACUGUCAUAUAGGUUAACUCCAGGACACUAUAAAUUAGUUGUUUCAGAAUACUAUAGAAGCAUAGGGACUUAUCAACUAGUUCUUAAUUCCAGUGAGCCAAUCACAAUCACAAAAAUUCCACCAUUCUUGGGGUUGUAUAACAUCUCAAAAUCAUUCAAUUGGGAUAACACUAAUAGAUUCAAACUAAAAUUCGAAACUACAGGUUAUAAUUCAAAAGUAAAGAUAAAGAUCGCUUAUUUCAAUGGAGAGUCAGACUUUGAAUUACAAACAAGUUAUCGACCAGCAAUGAGAGCUUCCUUAUUCAACUCCCAAACUAAACAACCAAUCCAAAUCAAUGAACAAUUUAAUGAUUCCUUAUAUGGGGUGUUUUUACAUGAGAUUUUACCACUGCCAGAAGAGUAUAUUUUACUAAUUGAAAGAUUUGAAAUUGGAUACGGAAGAUGUGUGGUUGAGAUUGGCUGCAAUAAUAAAGUGAUAUUAAAAUAG
Messenger RNA from Candida albicans SC5314, 2154 nucleotides. RefSeq names its product Rim13p (gene RIM13). Gene Ontology annotation, biological process: proteolysis. NCBI's taxonomy places the organism in Eukaryota, Fungi, Ascomycota, Pichiomycetes, Serinales, Debaryomycetaceae. Bases 1 to 2154 code for a protein of 717 amino acids. The record is from RefSeq and is a predicted model, not a curated record. Gene Ontology annotation, molecular function: calcium-dependent cysteine-type endopeptidase activity. The transcript has a single exon.